This is a messenger RNA of Arachis stenosperma, 354 nucleotides long. Its product is annotated as glycine-rich protein 5-like. Lineage: Eukaryota; Viridiplantae; Streptophyta; Magnoliopsida; Fabales; Fabaceae. The transcript has a single exon. Bases 1 to 354 code for a protein of 117 amino acids. The record is from RefSeq and is a predicted model, not a curated record.
AUGGGUUGUGGUGGGGCUGGUGGGGGUGGUGGACUGGGGUUGGGGGUGGCAGUGAAGGUUGGGGGAGUGGCUGGGUUUGGCGGUGGGGGUUGGAGACUAGGGAUGGGGGUGAUGGUGAGGGUGCACAAAGAGUGGAAAGGGGUGGAGCUGGGGCUGUGGGUGGCGGCAUGGGUUGGGGUGGGAUUGGUGUUGGUGGGGGUGGCGGUAAGGGUGGCAGGGGCUGGCGGUGGGGGUAGGAUGGUGGAGGUGCGAGUGGUGUCGUGGGUUGCGAGGGUGGAGUGGGGGGGUGGAGGUGCGAGUGGUGCGGGUGCCGUGGGUUGUGGCGGUGGCGGUGAGGGUGUGGGGGGAGGGUAG